This is a messenger RNA of Petromyzon marinus (sea lamprey), 3531 nucleotides long. Lineage: Eukaryota; Metazoa; Chordata; Hyperoartia; Petromyzontiformes; Petromyzontidae. The record is from RefSeq and is a predicted model, not a curated record.
GGAGAGCUUACCAGGCACCUGCCUGCCUGCCUGCCCACUACUUAAGGCUGCGUAGGAAUGUGAUCGCUUUUCUCCAAGACGCGAAGACGUCGACGACGAGGAGGAGGAGGAGGUGGUGGUGGGCAGAGCGCAGGUCGGAUAUCGUCGCCCGGACCGAGCGGAGUCGACGUGGGCCAUCUGGGACCUCGCUCAGCCAUGCCUCGAUCCUUCCUCGUUAAGACGCACGGCUCGGUGAAUCGCAGACCCAACUACGGACUCCUGAGCGCCAGAUCCGUGGUCAUCUCGCCCUUCUUCUCCGACCAUGCCUUCAUCGCUCGGCCCGAGGUGCUGAGCGCCAGCGCUCACGCGCCUGCGGGGGCCGCCCUCGAGGCCGCGGCGGGGGCCUCCCCACGGGUCACGUGGCGCCGCCGCGAGGCCAUCCGUGGAGGAGGGGCAGGGGGGGGCAGGCGACGUGGGGCAGCGAGACGGCGAGGAGGAGGAGGAGGUGGGAAAGGAGGAGAAUUUGGAACACGACUUCUGGUCGUUGUGUCGACGUCACCAGUUGGAGUUCCACCGCCGCCACAGCAACCACCACCACAACCACCACAACCACCACCACCACCACCAAACGCUGCUGGAUACCGGCUUCGCAAGCACACGCACCACGGAGGCAGCAGCAGCAGCAGCAGCAGCAGCAAGCGCCCGCGUGUUGAUGGUGGUGUUGAUGGUGGUGAUGGUGGUGGUGAUGGUGGUGAUGGUGGUGGUGAUGACGGCGGUGCUGAUGGUACUGUAGCCGGCUACGGCAUUCACAACGAUACCAGUAAUGGUUGUGACUACAUUGACCAUCACGAGGUGGAGGAGGAGGAGGAGGAGGAUGUUGACUAUGAUGAUGAUGACGUUGGUGAUGGUGAGGAUGAUGAGGAUGACGAGGAGUCUCUCUGGAGGAGGCACCACGUGGCGAGUCCUGACGGCAGCGUCGCGUGCUGCAUCAUCCAGAGCGCGAGACGAGACGUCAACAACAACAACGCCAUCAUCAUCAACAACAACAGCAACAGCAGCAGCAUCACCAACAUGAAGAAGGACACGUCUAGAAUCCGAUCGCGGCUAACGGCACCGACUGAGACGUCGCUGUCGCUUUGCGGUGAAGAUGGCCCGGAGACGGAGCAGCAGAACGAUGGUGGGGGUGGUGAUGGUGGGGGUGGUGAUGGUGAUGGCGGGGGUGGUGAUGGCGGGGGUGGUGAUGGCGGCAGUGGAGUCAACGGACCCGCGGAAUGCCCCGUGUCCGACGUCCAACCGAGGGUCCAGUGCACAAGGUGCGGGGACUCGUUCCUGUCCGCGUCCGCCCUGGCGAGGCACGGGCGAUGCCCUCCGGUCGCAGGCUCCACAUCGGCCUCGCUCCAUCGUCAAGCCUCGCCGCAUCUGCAACCACCACCACCACCAGCACCACCAGCACCACCAGCAGCAGCAGCAGCAGCACCACCACCGCCACCACCGCUACCACCGCUACCACCGCCACCGCCAUCGGCGUCGUCUUCAUCGUUGACGACUCGCAAGGCGUUCACUUGCAAGUUCUGCGCCAAGGAAUACGUGAGCCUGGGAGCCCUCAAGAUGCACAUCCGCACACACACGCUGCCGUGCGUGUGUAAGAUCUGUGGCAAGGCGUUCUCCCGGCCCUGGCUGCUGCAGGGGCACGUGCGUACCCACACUGGCGAGAAGCCCUUCUCGUGCCCGCACUGCAACCGCGCGUUCGCCGACCGCUCGAACCUGCGAGCUCACCUGCAGACGCACUCGGAGGUGAAGAAGUACCACUGCCUGCGCUGCGCCAAGACCUUCUCGCGCAUGUCGCUGCUCAACAAGCACGAGGAAGGCACCUGCGCCUCCUCCUCCUCCUCCUCCUCGUCCUCCUCCUCCUCCUCCUCCUCCUCGCACUGACACGCACAGGCAGGCGCAGCCCGUGAGCGCAACGGCGGGGCGGGCGGGCGGACGUCGCUCGAACACGUAGACUCGAGGGCGUGUGUUUGAAGUUCCUCGCACAAACGCACCGGCAGGUGUGUGUGUGUGUGUGUGCGCGCACAAACGCACUGGCAGGUGUGUGUGUGUGCGCACAAACGCACCGACAGGUUAUUGUGCACAAACGCACCGGCAGGUUAUUGUGCACAAACGCACCGGCAGGUUAUUGUGCACAAACGCACCGACAGGUUAUUGUGCACAAACGCACCGACAGGUUAUUGUGCACAAACGCACCGACAGGUUAUUGUGCACAAACGCACCGACAGGUUAUUGUGCACAAACGCACCGACAGGUUAUUGUGCACAAACGCACCGGCAGGUUAUUGUGCACAAACGCACCGGCAGGUUAUUGUGCACAAACGCACCGGCAGGUUAUUGUGCACAAACGCACCGACAGGUUAUUGUGCACAAACGCACCGACAGGUUAUUGUGCACAAACGCACCGGCAGGUUAUUGUGCACAAACGCACCGGCAGGUUAUUGUGCACAAACGCACCGACAGGUUAUUGUGCACAAACGCACCGACAGGUUAUUGUGCACAAACGCACCGGCAGGUUAUUGUGCACAAACGCACCGGCAGGUUAUUGUGCACAAACGCACCGACAGGUUAUUGUGCACAAACGCACCGGCAGGUUAUUGUGCACAAACGCACCGGCAGGUUAUUGUGCACAAACGCACCGGCAGGUUAUUGUGCACAAACGCACCGACAGGUUAUUGUGCACAAACGCACCGGCAGGUUAUUGUGCACAAACGCACCGACAGGUUAUUGUGCACAAACGCACCGGCAGGUUAUUGUGCACAAACGCACCGACAGGUUAUUGUGCACAAACGGAACCGGCAGGUUAUUGUGCACAAACGCACCGGCAGGUUAUUGUGCACAAACGCACCGGCAGGUUAUUGUGCACAAACGCACCGGCAGGUUAUUGUGCACAAACGCACCGACCGGUUAUUGUGCACAAACGCACCGGCAGGUUAUUGUGCACAAACGCACCGACAGGUGCGUGCGUGUGUGCGCGCGCACAAACGCACUGGCAGGCGAGCGGCCAAGCAGGUGUUUGUUGCGCUAAGAACAAAAAAAAAGGGGCAAGUUUCGGCUCGCAGCACAAACGCCCUGGCAAGGUGCGUGUGUGUGUGUGUGUGCGUGCGUGCACAAACGCACUGGCAGGCACUCGCUCUCCCACGCACACACGGGCGAAGUGGAGGUGCGAUUAGAGGAGAGUUUGAAUCUGUUGCAUGCACAGAUCGGCGCACACACGCGCACACUCCCACGCGUACAGACCAGCAGACUAUUGCACAAACGCACAGGCAGCUGCUUGCAGAUGACACACACACACACACGCACACACGCACACACGCACACACGCGCGUGCCUUAGAAAGUAUUGAUGAUGGAUUUGCGAAGAGCAUUGCACUGCGUAUACAUCCACACACGCACACAGACCCAAGAUGUAUUAACCCCAGGGUAACCUAGCCUGGCACAGCAGUAUUAUAAUAUCUACUUGUAAGUGACCCACGAUUGUUAUUCGUGGUAGAAUCUAUUUUUUU